AUGAAAUACAUUUACUGGCCGAAGGUAGCAGGUUUUAAUAAAAAUGACGCAAGAAUCGUGGUAGCGCUUCAGGCUCCUGAAAGCGAUUUGAUUGUUAUUUCCUUGUUAACGGCGCGCGAAACGAAGCUUUUGCAGAAGAGUAAUCGGUUCAAAAGAAUAGGGCACAUUGAUGGUAACAACGAAUUUGUAAGUGAACUUGAUGAAAAGGACAUAUGCAUAGUCGAGUUCUGGCCCCCUAAGCUAAACCUUAUGCAAUUUUAUGCCUUAGAGCCAAUUUCUCUUGCUUUACCAGAGAAGGCCGAUUCCACGUUGUUAUCGCGUGCAACAGGUGGACAACCUAGCCCAACAGAAAAGUUUCAGAUGCGGGAGUCUAUUAACUCUAUUAACUUAUACUACAAGCACUUACAAUCUCUGCGUGCUUUAAUUGGCAGGGCAGGGCCAUCUAACCGCGGUAUCCCUGUGCGUCGAAUCGCGCGCGCCUUGGCAGACCUUUGCGGACUGUUGCCGCUGCUUUCGGCUCUCCGGCAAGCUUUAACUUAUAUGAUAAUAUUCAUACACUCCUUUGCUAGGUUUCUAUCUGCUGUGCUCAAUUGGAACCCGCUCUGUUUGGUUAGCUUUUCCGCAACGGCGCAGCAGAUAGAUCUCCGAUCUCAGCAAUUUUGUUACUUUCCUGUUCAGUAUCUACGAAUCACAGAAAAUGCUGUUUUCAAUCGCAUGCGGCCCAGGUCUGAGCUUAGCGUUUGCCAUCCCAAAGAGAAGCAAGAAACACGUGGAAACGCCUCUGCCGGGGUUUUCCCAUGCGAAUACUACCCUGAUUACAUCAGAUUUUAUAACACAAUUUGGUUGAUUGUGAAUGAUGUAUCUUUCGGCCUUACAGUUGGCACGCUGCUGGCAGAAAACAAGCUGCGCAUUGCCAAAUUUAUAAACUUUCACUUGACAGACUACCUUUUUCAUAAGGUUCAUUACAUCACAGCAUACUUGGGUCAGAAUCCAUUGGGCAUAAAGUUGAACGGCGAGCUCGCACAUUUCCUCAGCGAACUUUUUCUUUGGAUUAUUGAUUUUUCAUACUCAACUUACAUCAGGCGAAUUCUGGAUGUGUCAAGCAUUCAAACGGUAAUCAGCAUCGUCUCACGGACUUCCUGCUGUUUUGGUGUAACUUUCGCACUUUCGCUCACAGUGGAUCUCAUGUCCGUUUUGUCAAUGCAUAUUUCCUUAUUUUACUACAUCAGUGCCAAAAUGUACCACUGGCAGUUGCAUGUCAUGCGGUCCCUCCUAUAUCUUUUCUGGGGCAAGAAGCGGAACUUGCUGAGAAAGAGAGUUGAUAGUAAUAUGUUCGAGCUAGAUCAACUGGUGAUGGGCACACUUUUUUUCACAAUGAUGGUUUUCUUACUUCCGACUCUUGCUGUGUUUUAUAUAUCUUUCACGGCCCUUAGGAUGACAAUUUUGAUGCCUGAACUGCUCCUUGAGUCUCUCAUGGCGCUGCUGAACCAUUUUCCUUUGUUUGUGCUUUUACUGAGGCUGAAAGACCCUAGCCGCAUCCCAGGUGGAGUAUCAAUGGAAGCAUUGGGAUCGAAGAAUCGUUUUGCCCUCCAAAAUAAUCCCUUAACUGUCUCUAGCAUGUUCCGGCCCUACUCGCUACUAAUGGGGAUGAUGGCAGAGAACUAUUGUUCGGUAGCUACCCUGAAGCAGAUUCUUGUUGGGCGGCCCAUUACCAUAAAACGAUACAAGAUGUACCAGGUGCUCUACUCGGCUCUUCCGAAGGUGCCAAUUGCGACGUCCAAGUUGUGGGAGGCCCUGAAGGGGUCUCGGCCAUCAUAA
Molecule: messenger RNA, 1818 nt
Organism: Lachancea thermotolerans CBS 6340
Lineage: Eukaryota; Fungi; Ascomycota; Saccharomycetes; Saccharomycetales; Saccharomycetaceae
Gene: GPI1
Product: phosphatidylinositol N-acetylglucosaminyltransferase
Exons: 1
Coding region: 1-1818 (605 amino acids)
Biological process (GO): GPI anchor biosynthetic process
Cellular component (GO): membrane; endoplasmic reticulum
Source: RefSeq, a predicted model, not a curated record